UUACCUUUAUAACGCGUAUACAGACUGAAUCAAAGAGCACCCUAGACUAGAUCCCCUUUGCCCCCCAAAAGCAGCAAUUUACGCCGCAAAACUUCACUGAAACAAUUACCUUUAACAACCCCACUUAUUCCCCUCCAUUUGCUCCUCUUAUCAAGCCUUUUGCUAAAAUCUUAAGACCCACAAUCCACCAAAGAUCAGCCCUUUUCUUUUGUUUCGUUUUCCCGUUCUGUUCUGAUCAAUUUUAUUUUUUUGGGUUGCUGUGAUGGCGGAUAUUGUGAAACAGAUCUUGGCGAAGCCGAUUCAGUUAGCGGACCAAAUAACGAAAGCAGCGGACGAAGCGAGUUCGUUCAAGCAGGAGUGUGCGGAGCUUAAAUCCAAGACGGAGAAGCUCGCUGGCUUGCUCCGACAAGCGGCCCGUGCGAGUUCCGACCUUUACGUACGUCCCACGCGCCGCAUUAUCGACGACACUGAACAAGUCCUCGAUAAAGCCCUCUCUUUGGUCCUCAAAUGCCGUGCCAACGGCAUUAUGAAGCGCGUGUUAACGAUCAUCCCUGCUGCUGCCUUCCGUAAAAUGUCUUCUCAACUUGAGAACUCAAUCGGCGAUGUUUCCUGGCUUCUCCGCGUCUCAGCUUCAGCCGACGAUCGCGACGACGAGUACUUAGGCCUUCCUCCGAUCGCUUCUAACGAGCCUAUUCUACACCUAAUUUGGGAACAGAUCGCGAUUCUUUACUCUGGUUCACUAGACAACCGGUCCGAAGCGGCUGCUUCGCUUGUUUCACUGGCCAGAGACAAUGAUCGGUACGGGAAACUGAUUAUAGAAGAAGGAGGGGUUGCGCCGUUAUUGAAAUUAAUCAAAGAAGGGACGGUGGAAGGUCAAGAAAACGCCGCCAGAGCAAUUGGGCUUCUCGGCCGGGAUCCUGAAAGUGUCGAGCACAUGAUCCAAGCCAGCGUUUGCACAGUGUUUGCGAAAAUCCUAAAAGAAGGUCCAAUGAAAGUUCAAGCCGUGACUGCGUGGGCGGUGUCUGAAUUUGCAGCCCAUUAUCCCAAAUGCCAAGAUUUGUUUGCCCAACAUAACAUAAUCCGAUUACUGGUUAGUCAUUUGGCGUUUGAAACUAUUGAAGAACAUAGCAAAUAUGCAAUUGCUAGUCAUAAGGCUUCAAUCCAUGCAGUGGUUAUGGCGAGUAAUAAUAACUCAAAUGUCAAUAAUGUGAAAAAUGUUGUCGAUGAAGAUCACCAGCCUCAGAUUCGGCAUCCGAUGGGGAACCGAAAGCCGAAUCAGAUGGAUAUGCAUAAUGUGGUUACAAAUACUAUAGCAAUGCAAGGAGGGGUGAAGCUACCACAAAAGCCGAGUAAUAAUCAUGUUGGCUAUGCCAAACAAACACACCAAGUUAAUUAUCUGCAUCAGCAGAAUGGUUCGAUGUCAGGGGUGAAUACUAAGGGAAGGGAAUCGGAAGAUCCUGCUACCAAGGCUUACAUGAAAGCAAUGGCAGCUAGAGCUUUAUGGCAUCUCGCUAAGGGGAAUCCACUUAUCUGCAGGAGUAUAACCGAGUCCAGAGCAUUGCUUUGUUUUGCGGUUUUGUUAGAAAAAAGAACAGAAGAAGUGCGGUUUAAUUCGGCUAUGGCAUUGAUGGAGAUUACAGCUGUGGCAGAGCAGGAUCCUGAUUUGAGAAGGUCUGCAUUCAAGCCCAAUUCGCAUGCUUGUAAGCUCAUAGUCGACCAGCUGUUGAAGAUAUCUGAGCAGGCUGAUUCAGAACUGCUGAUUCCUUGUAUCAAGGCUAUUGGUAAUCUGGCUAGGACGUUUCGAGCGACGGAGACAAGGAUGAUUGCACCGUUGGUUAAACUUCUCGAUGAAAUGGAAGCCGACGUUUCCAAGGAAGCUGUGAUUGCACUUGCCAAGUUUGCUUGCACAGACAACUAUCUACACCUCGAUCACUCCAAGGCAAUUAUUAGUGAAGGAGGUGCAAAGCAUUUGGUCCAGCUUGUGUACUUUGGGGAACAAAUUGUUCAACUCCCAGCAUUACUUCUCCUAUGCUACAUUGCCCAACAUGUACCGGACAGCGAAGAACUCGCGCAAGCCGAAGUCCUCUCGGUGCUCGAAUGGGCGUCGAAGCAAUCCAACUUGACCCAGAAUGAAACGGAGCAGACGCUUUUACAGGAGGCCAAAACUAGAUUGGAGUUGUAUCAGUCUAGAGGUUCAAGGGGAUUUCAUUGAUCCAAUAUCGUAUCAUGAUUCUAAUAGAGUGUCCAUAGACUUAGAGGUCUUCCAUAGUCUAUGAUAAGUAUUUGCACACUUGUUCUCCUGUCCGAAUCACAACCAUUUGUUAGUUUAUAAAUUAUUGUUAAAUUCACUUAUGAAAAGUUUGCCUUUUGUUAUGUA
This is a messenger RNA of Hibiscus syriacus, 2377 nucleotides long. RefSeq lists its product as uncharacterized. The record is from RefSeq and is a predicted model, not a curated record. Gene Ontology annotation, biological process: cell surface receptor signaling pathway. Bases 263 to 2212 code for a protein of 649 amino acids. NCBI's taxonomy places the organism in Eukaryota, Viridiplantae, Streptophyta, Magnoliopsida, Malvales, Malvaceae. The transcript has a single exon. Gene Ontology annotation, molecular function: protein binding.